Molecule: messenger RNA, 5774 nt
Organism: Medicago truncatula (barrel medic)
Lineage: Eukaryota; Viridiplantae; Streptophyta; Magnoliopsida; Fabales; Fabaceae
Product: pentatricopeptide repeat-containing protein At5g01110
Exons: 3
Coding region: 292-2484 (730 amino acids)
Molecular function (GO): protein binding; mRNA binding
Source: RefSeq, a predicted model, not a curated record
AACUAAAUUUCCUAAAAUACGCAUCAGUGUGACUUAUGUCAGGAGACAUACGUGAUCACGUUUCCAACAUCCGCGUGAGUUAACUUAACUACUCUAACUCACGCAGGUGUUAACAUUCUUUUAGCAAUCUCUCCUUUUCACCGCAUGCUACCAGCCCAGAGAAGGACGAGUUCAGGAGACAAUUACUUUUCUCUCACUCAUUCAUUCAUUCAUUUUUUCUCUUUUUUCUUCAAACCAUUUGAUUUGAUUCGCAGUGGAAAAACAAAUACUUGAAAGCUCAAGAAUCGCGUAAUGCUCUUCGUCAAGCUGUUAAAUUUCUCGAACUCAAAAUCAAUGAAAUUCAAUCCCUUAACAACAACAAUUCUCACACACACCCCUCGUCUCAUCUCACACACCCCGUCCUUCUCCUCUCUCCCUCUCUCACCCUCUUCUCUCCCAAACGCGCUUUUAAUCGAUAAGCUUCUUUUCCGCUUAAAACAAAACGACUUCUCUUCCCUCCGUACCCAUCUUCUCCAUUCCAAUUCAACCCUAACUCUAACCCUAAUCCCUCAACUUCUUCAAAAAUGCCAAAACUACCCUCUCCUCCUUCCCAAUCUCAUCCAAACCAUCGCCUCCACGUCUCCAAAUCCAUCUAUCAUUGCCACAUUGAUCCAUUUUCUAGUUCAAUCCAAGAAGCUUCCAGAAGCUCAAUCUCUUCUCCUUAGAAUCAUUAGAAAAAGCGGCGUUUCGCAUGUCGAGGUAAUCGACUCUCUCAUUUCAACUUCGAGUUCGAAUUUGAAUUCUAACCAAAAUGUAGUUGUUUUUGAUUUAUUGAUAAGAACUUAUGUUCAAGCUAGGAAAUUAAGAGAAGGUUCUGAAGCAUUUCAAUUGUUAAGAAAAAGAGGUUUUUGUGUUUCGAUUAACGCUUGUAAUGCGCUUUUAGGUGCAAUUGUUAAGGUUGGGUGGGUUGAUUUAGCUUGGAAGGUUUAUGAGGAUUUUGUUAAAAGUGGGAAUAUUGUUAAUGUUUAUACUUUGAAUAUUAUGGUUAAUGCUUUGUGUAAAGAUGGGAAAUUGGAUAAUGUUGGGGUUUAUUUGUCUGAGAUGGAGGAGAAAGGGGUUUAUGCUGAUCUUGUGACUUAUAAUACUUUGGUUAAUGCUUAUUGUCGUCGGGGGCUUGUUUCGGAAGCUUUUGGGUUGGUGGAUUGUAUGGCAGGUAAAGGGUUGAAGCCGGGACUUUUUACGUAUAAUGCUUUGAUUAAUGGUUUGUGUAAGGAGGGAAGCUAUGAGAGAGCGAAACGUGUUUUGGAUGAGAUGUUGGGGGUUGGAUUGUGUCCUAAUGCAGCGACUUUUAAUCCUAUGUUGGUUGAGAGUUGUAGGAAGGAGGAUGUUUGGGAGGCGGAGAGGGUUUUUAAUGAAAUGUUGCAGCGUGGAGUUGUUCCUGAUUUGAUUAGCUUUAGUUCUAUUGUUGGGGUGUUUUCGAGGAAUGGGGAACUUGGUCGGGCAUUGGCGUAUUUUGAGAAGAUGAAAGGUGUUGGGUUGGUUCCUGAUACUGUUAUUUAUACUAUUCUUAUCAAUGGGUAUUGUAGGAACGAUGAUGUGUCUGGGGCGCUUAAAAUGCGGAAUGAGAUGGUGGAGCGGGGUUGUGUUAUGGAUGUGGUUACAUAUAAUACUCUGUUGAAUGGAUUGUGUAGGGGUAAAAUGCUUGAUGAUGCUGAUGAACUGUUUAAGGAGAUGGUGGAAAGGGGAGUUUUUCCUGAUUUUUACACUCUAACAACUCUUAUUCAUGGUUAUUGUAAGGAUGGAAACAUGACUAAAGCACUUAGUUUGUUUGAGACUAUGACUUUGAGGAGCCUUAAGCCUGAUGUCGUGACGUAUAAUACGUUGAUGGAUGGCUUCUGCAAAGUAGGUGAAAUGGAGAAAGCAAAGGAGUUGUGGUAUGAUAUGAUAAGCAGGGAAAUAUUUCCCAGCUACAUAUCGUUUAGUAUUUUGAUAAAUGGAUUCUGCAGCUUAGGUCUUGUGUCCGAAGCAUUUAGGUUGUGGGAUGAAAUGAAAGAAAAAGGUAUUAAGCCCACCCUAGUCACUUGCAACACCAUCAUAAAAGGCUACCUGCGUGCUGGCAAUUUGUCAAAGGCAAAUGACUUUUUGAACACGAUGAUUUCGGAAGGAGUUCCUCCCGAUUGCAUCACAUAUAAUACUCUUAUAAAUAGUUUUGUAAAGGAAGAGAACUUUGAUCGAGCUUUUUUCUUGAUUAAUAACAUGGAAGAACGAGGGCUGCUGCCUAAUCUCGUCACAUACAAUGCAAUUCUUGGUGGAUUUUCUAGGCAUGGUAGAAUGCAAGAGGCUGAGAUGGUAUUACAUAAGAUGAUUGAUAAAGGUAUCAAUCCUGACAAAUCAACUUACACAUCACUAAUAAAUGGAUAUGUCUCUAAAGACAACAUGAAAGAGGCAUUCCGUGUCCAUGAUGAAAUGCUGCAAAGGGGAUUCGUCCCAGAUGACAAAUUCUAGGAAUUUUACUGUUACAGCCGCCAGAAUUUUACAGCCAUGUGUUAUAACUUUUUUGAUAUGAAGGUUGGGUAUUCUAUCUUUAAGUGUCAUCUAAAUUUGCUUCAUUGUGUGUUUUUUCUCUCUCUUUCUUUUGGGAAGGGGGAGCCUUGGCGCAACGGUAAAGUUGUUGUCAUGUUACUGAAAGGUCACGGGUUCAAGUCUUGGGAACAACCUCUUGUGUAUAAAACAGGGUAAGGAUGCGUAUAAUGCACCAAAAAGGUGGGACCCCUUCCCGGACCCUCCGUAUGUGGGAGUUUAGUGCACCGGGCUUCCAAAUUUUUAUAUUUUAUUUUUGGGUUCUGUGGAUUGGAAAAAAUCAUCAACUAAGAAUUGAACUGAAAAAGACGGCGGUUUGCGAAUCUCGUCGGACAUGGCAGUGCCGGCGGCGGAGACACUGAAAUCUGACCCCAUUAUUAACACUUGCUGCGAACAGUAUGUGAUGUCAAAAUCGAAACUGGGGAGCGAUUGGAAGAAUUUAAUGCUGGGGCGUCGGGGUGAAUAAUGGACUUAGUAGGUUCAAGUCCCAGACUGUUACUUCUGCUCAUCGGGGAUAGGGACGAGAAUGAGAAGGUAUUAGGUUUACAAGCUUGUAUAGCUGAGAGGGACAACGAAAUCUGUAGAUUGAAGGAGCUUUUGGAGAGUGAAAAAAGAAGGGCUGAUUCUAAGAGGAAGAGAGUUGCCGAAACUUGGAAGUUCAUGCUUGAUUCAAAAUUGGUUCUAAUUUUCAAAACCCCCGUGUAAGCUAAUAGUGAGAACUUAUCAAAAUAUGACAAAAACCGCUUAUGGAAUUAUGAUAAACUCUUUCCAUUAAUUUACCAAAACACCAACUACCAAAGCUUAUAUUAGUAGAUAAGCUCAAAAUAACUCAAGCCAAUCAGAACAAGACCUAAAUAGGUACCAGGACUUGGGUUUAACCGUUUCCGAAGUUCCUUGACCAAAUUCUUUCUAGGGAUGUUUAUGUUUACAUCAUUACCUGUGCCUUCUUUUAUUUCCCGUUCACCAACAAGUAUCAUCCAAGGGAUUCUUGAUACUUUUGCAUAAUCAAAGAGCUUUGGUCUUCUUUGGUGGACCAAGAACUCUGCUUUCACCCCAUCAUCCUACAGUUCACCAACUAGCUUUGCAGCUAGUGGUACGUCAUUCCCUAAUAUGCUCACUAGGACUUCUGUCUUGGUUGGUCGAGCCAUCUAAUAAAAACAGCAAAGUAUAUGUUUAUAGUUGAGUUUCUAAAUGUUUAAAUGUGAGUUUCCAAGGGUGAAUCACAGUUACUGGAACAAGAAAAGAGUAAGGGAGCGCAAAUUGCAAAAAUUAAAGUGGAGAAGGCUGAGGGGUAUAGGGUUCAGAUUGGUCAAUUGGAGAAACAAGUUAGUGAAGCAAAACAGAAAUUGAAAACUGAGACGUCUGCGUUUAAAGCGGCCGCCAGAAGGCAGGAUUUUAAAAAGCGCAGGUUAUUUGCAGAGAAAAGAAAAGCUGAGUUAGAAAUGGCAAAAGCUAACGAAAAGUGAAGGAGAUUGAAAAGCACAAAGCCAUUGAGAAGGUUAAAUUAGAGGAGCAGAAGGAACUUGCAGAAGAUAACUGGAACAAGGUUGUGGAAGAGAAAUGUCGUGAUGAUCAGAUGUCUCAGCAGCUAGAAGAAGAUAAGAGGACAACUGAGGAUUUGAAGCGGAAGAUGCUUAAGCUCUCAUCCCUGAGAAAUCAAACUGAAAUGGCCAUUGACAUCAGUGCGAAAACUCAAAGUACUCAAUGUUCUAAUGUGAAACAUUUGAAAAACAAUCUGAACGUUGAAAAGUUACAAACAAAGCAUACCAAGCUAAAAUACAAGUUAGAAGCAAGUUGUUGCAGUAUUUUACAUCACAAAUUAGGUUGUCUAAAGAUUGGUUUUGUUCAGCUUCUAUGUCACUUUGAUGUACUGGAUGCAUCUUUUUUGUCUGUUUCAGGAAGUACACAAGACCAAACAAUGGUUAGUUUCACUGAUGAAUUGUUUUCACUUGUAUAUAAUGUUUUAUUUGUUUUUGCUACUUUCUAUCCACUCCCGUCAAAAGCAUGCACAUACACAAACACACAUGAGCUAGGAUUGUGAAUUCUAUUUUUGAAAUAAGCAUCAUGAUCUUAUCUUUAGAAGCCGAUGGCUCACUCUGGCAUACUUACAUGAUUAAGGUAUAGGACUAGCCAUCUAUGUCAUGCAUUAGUGAUUGUGAAGUUGGUUGUGUUGUAAAUUACUGGACCUUUUGGGUUUAUAAACAUAUUAGCAGUAAAACUGAAAGGUUAUUUUGCCUUGGUUAAAUGGUAAUCUUAAGGAUCUUCUGAAAGCAAUGAACAAUCACUCCCUCCGGUUUUGAAUAUAUGCCACAAAAAAUCAUGUUUUGUAGUCUCAAUUAUAAGCAAGAUUUAACUUACUCUAUCAUAUUCAAUGUUAUAAUUCCUAAAAUACCCUUUAAUUAAGUAAAGUUUUAUUUUUCAAUAAUGAAACAAUUUCCAUGAGGGGUAUUUUAGAUAACACAAUUAAAUCUUUUAUUACCUUUAAAAAAUUAAUGAAGUUAACUACUUUUCUUAAAGUGUGUAAGGUAGUUUUUUUUGCUUUUAUAUGAAACCAGGUGCUUAUAUAUCAUAUCAGCACUAUAUCGUUCAGCUGUUAACUUGUUAUAGGAUACGUGGCUUCAGUUUUUUCUUUUUAGGGGAAAAAUAAUUCUUGUAUGUGAAAGCCUAUACGAUGUUACUGCUCCUUGUCUUCCUGCAAUAAAUCAGCUGCAUACUGAAUUUUGCACAAAUGAUAGUUGCCAAUUAUUAGAAGGCGCUGAAUCCAUAGAUGCAAUUGCAUGCUUUCUCUUGGAAGAGAUAAAGAACUGUUGGCUCCAAGGGAUAAACCAAAUUGAUUUGUCAGAUUCUGGAUUAAUGCCAGGCAAUUACGGUCUAAUGAAGAAGUGGGUCAACAUACCACGGACAAGAAUAAUGAUGUGUCCGGUUGUUUGAAAAGAUGCCUGGUUUCUGAUACUCGACCACAUGCUCUUAAGAAUGUCAUUCUCUGUCACCUUAUUGAUAUGGUGUCAUUGGUGGAACUGGUAGCAAACGAAAUGGUAUUACUUUCAUCAUUUCAUGUUGAUUUUGUCCCUGUUUUUUAAAUUAUGUAUAUCGAGCUCUAAUUUGAAAGGUAUAACUGAUCCUUUAAUGACAAGUGACGUUAACAUUUUUAAGAAUCAAUGUUAGCUAUACUAAUAUGAUAAAGACUAAGUAUUGAAUUCUAAUUCUAAAGACAA